Messenger RNA from Diaporthe amygdali, 1848 nucleotides. RefSeq lists its product as uncharacterized. The record is from RefSeq and is a predicted model, not a curated record. Lineage: Eukaryota; Fungi; Ascomycota; Sordariomycetes; Diaporthales; Diaporthaceae. The transcript has a single exon. The coding region runs from base 1 to 1848 and encodes 615 amino acids.
AUGGCUGCACCUUCGGACCGGUAUAAUGGACUCCCUGCUUAUGAUAACAUCGAGCUUGCAGGCUGCGGUGGUAGUGAUGACGAUGCUGUGGAAGGCGCUCAUCUGCUCCCACGCGAUGACUUGGACGUCGAAGAGCCGUCAAUUAUUCGAGGAGACCUACUGAAGCGAAGCCCGAUAAAGAGGAGUUGGCUCGCGGGGCCUCAACCGCUAAGAAAACAGGAAAUUCGGCCAUUCCUACCAGAUCUACAGUCUUCUCCGAGCAGGCUGUUGAAUCACAUAUGUCCUACCACCCGGUCCAGGAAGCGAUUAUACUUUGCCUUUAUCACAUCAUGGUUGAUUCUGUUCACCAUACCCUUGAUAUGGAGCAGCUUGCCAACAACAGACGACACAGGGCAGGACGUUGUGAACCUCGACUGCAUCGACACCUUGUUCAAAUGGAAGAAUGAGUGCGGGCUGAACGGCAUCGACUGUGGCCCAUUUUCAAACAAGACCCUCGCAUUCAGAUGCCCAGCCGGCUACAAGGCCGUCAAGGUCCUCAAUCCACGCCUCAUUGGCGCUUCCGAGGUUAUCUAUCGACCACUGGUCGUUGGAGGACCCGAGUACCGCGGCGACUCUUUCAUAUGUGCGUCCGCCAUCCACGCUGGCAUCAUCAGCGAUUCCGGUGGUGGCUGUGGCCGACUCGAUAGGAUAGGAAAGCGUGAGUAUUUUCCAAGCUCGUGGAGUCAAGGCAUUGAGUCCAUUGCUUUCGAUUCGUAUUUCCCGGUGGCUUUCACGGUAUCCAAAGAUCCAGGUGUGCGGUGCGGCCCAGGCGAACUUCGUGGAGUUCUGCUUUUCAUAUCGAUACUCUUUACUUCUCUACUUUGUAUCUUCACGAUAUCAGAGCGCCAUUUCUUUACUACAUUUGUGGCAAUAUUUGUACACGUCGGCAUGGUGUCCGAUCCGCCCGGCGCCUCCCCUUACAACACCUCGACCUUCCCAGAUCACCUAUCUAAGCUUACGGGCGGACUACUCCCGGCUAUAUUCUGUGCUAUAGUUAUUUAUAAGACGAUAGUGGCAAGGACUCUGGCGAAAAUCCAGGCGCCCUUCGAGAAGACAAUUCUGUGGCUGGGCGGCUUCUGGUUUGGAGCUCUGUCAAACACAACCUUCGAAUGGAUCCCCAUCACGCGCCUCACCGCGCAUGACCUGAAGCAACAGACUGGUGCCAAGCUGGCUCUUGCCUUCAUUAUCAUUGCAAUAUUCUGCAUUUUCGUUCAGCAGGCAUACUCGCUCUGGCUGGAGGGCCGCCUCAUGCGCUAUCUCGGCAUUUACGCAGUCUUCCUCAGUGGAAUCGUUUUCUGCAUCAUGAUACCUGGCGUUGAAUUCCGACUACAUCAUUACGUUCUUGCUCUACUGCUCCUCCCGGGAACCAGCAUAGAGACUCGCCCCUCUUUGCUAUACCAGGGCAUCCUCCUUGGCCUUUUCGUCAACGGGAUUGCGAGGUGGGGCUUCGCAUCCAUUCUUGAGACACCCGCGGCUCUUCGCUCGGACGGCGGCUUUGAUUCAUUGAUACCGCCAUUUACAGCGUCCGUCGUUGAAAUGGGCCACAUCACCUUUACUUGGUCUCAACCACCAGCCGGGUCCGCAUUUGACGGCAUCAGCAUUCUUGUCAAUGAUGUCGAACGACACCGGUCACUCUUUGGUGACCAGCAGUCCUCUGAAAACAAUUUCACUUGGUUGAGGGCUACAGACACGCCCUUGCCAGAAUACUUCCGGUUCGGAUACAUGAAGAAGGGUCUCGCUCUGGACUACUCACCCGCGGGAAUAUGGCACAGCAAUGGGACGUGGGAUGCUGGACCUGCCAGACUUUGA